AUGGAUAAGUCAUGGAUGGAAGAGAAGAGAGAAACCCCACAAUUCGUAGAAGGAUUUAAUAACUUUUUAGAGUUUGCCCUAAAGAAUUGUAGCGAUCCUGAAAAAAUUCGUUGUCCUUGUGUCGAUUGUGGUAAUAUAUCAAAAGGAAAUAUUACCAUGUUAAAGAAUCAUGUAUUUUGUCGUGGAAUCGAUAAAAGUUAUACUAAAUGGUAUUGGCAUGGGGAAUCGAUGAAGGGAGACCCAUAUCCGUUAGGUAGGCGAGGGGUCGAUGAUCAUUUUGAAAGUAAUGAUUGUGAUGAUCAUCCUACAGAAUUGCUUGAUGAUGCUCAAGAAGAGUUUAUUCAUGAUCCUGAAAAAUUUGAUAGCAUGGUUAGAGAUGCAGAUAAGUCGUUAUUUAGUGGUUGUGAAAAACGCCGACUAUCAACUAUGGUGAAAUUUUAUAACAUAAAGGCGGAGAAUGGAGUAAGUGAUAAGUGUUUUAGUCAAUUUCUAUCUGCUUUUAAAGAGAUCCUGCCGAUGGAAAAUUGCUUUCCAGAGUCGACAUAUGAGGUGAAGAAAACUUUAAGUUCGAUAGGGUUGAAGUAUGAGAAGAUUCAUGCAUGUCCAAAUGAUUGCAUUUUAUAUCGUAAAGAGCAUGCCCACAUGGACACUUGUCCGGAAUGUGGUUUGCCACGGUACAAGCCGAACAAGAGUAAGGAGAUCCGAAAACUUAUUCCAGAGAAAGUCUUGUGGUACAUGCCUUUAAUUCCGCGACUGAAGCGGUUCUAUCGAAGUGCAGAAACUGCUGAAAACUUAUUAUGGCACGAGAAAAGGCGAGUGAAAGACGGUAAACUCCGACAUCCUGCUGAUUCACAGGCUUGGAAAAAAGUAAAUUAUUUGAAUCCAGACUUCGCAGCUGAACCAAGACAUCUACGGCUUGGUCUAUCAGCCGAUGGAGUAAAUCCACAUAGAUCUCUUAGCAGCCGACAUAGUUCAUGGCCUGUGUUUCUUGUUAUGUACAACCUUCCUCCUUGGUUGGUGAUGAAAAGGAAAUUUACGAUGUUAUCGCUAAUGAUUUCAGGGCCUAAACAGCCGGGACAUGAUAUCGAUGUUUAUUUGGCACCAUUAGUUGAUGACUUGAAAGAGUUGUACGAAGAUGGUGUUGAUGCAUACGAUGGUUUUAAGAAAGAAGUUUUUAAGUUGAAGGCAUCUUGUUGUGGACUGUUAGUGAUUUCCCUGCGUAUAGUAAUCUAUCAGGGUUGA
Messenger RNA from Cannabis sativa, 1242 nucleotides. RefSeq lists its product as uncharacterized. The transcript has a single exon. The coding region runs from base 1 to 1242 and encodes 413 amino acids. The record is from RefSeq and is a predicted model, not a curated record. Lineage: Eukaryota; Viridiplantae; Streptophyta; Magnoliopsida; Rosales; Cannabaceae.